CACCAGCUCAGCCCCUGCUCAACCCAACCAACCCAGAUGUUCCCGUUGCGCGAUUCGAACGGCGGCGAGUGGAGAAAAAUUGGGAGGAGGGAGGGGCCGAGUGCGAACGCCUCCUCACCGCCGCCGCCGCCACCGCCACCGCCACCGCCGGCAUCACCGUCGUCUAGUCGGCUAUAAAACCCUGCCCCCGCUAGCCUUCCCGUCGCAGCCAUCCCCCCUCGCCGAAACCCUAAACCCACCCUCCCGUUAGGUCUUCCCCCGCUUCCAACGAUGGCGGAGGACGCGUCUCCUCCAGCCCCUCAGAUGACGCCUGAGGAAGUGCAGGCUGAGACCGAGCUGCGGCUGCGCGACAUCGGCCAGCGCUUUGGCGCUCUCCCGCAGGAGAAGGAAGAACUGCUCCGGUUACUCUCGGAUGCUGAGACCUGGUUGUCCAGGGUGGACCAAUCCCCGGAUGAGGACAUGCACAACACUCUUCGCCCCACCAUGGCUAUCUUGAUUACAAAUGAGCUACUGGAGCACCCUGAUCCCAACGUGAAGGUUGCUGUUACCUCUUGCUUAACUGAAGUUACCAGGAUUACCGCGCCAGAGGCCCCCUAUGAUGAUGAUGUCAUGAAGGAUGUGUUUAAGAGAAUUGUGGAGGCUUUUGCUGAGUUGGAUGAUAUGAACAGCCCCUCCUUUCAAAGGAGGGUUUCGAUCCUUGAUUCUGUUGCAAGGGUCCGUUGUUGUGUCCUGAUGUUGGAUCUUGACUUGGACCAUCUGAUCCUAGAUAUGUUCCGUCAUUUCUUCAAAACUGCCUCAAUGGGGCACUCAGAACAAGUCACCAACUGUAUGGAAACUAUAAUGGUGUAUGUAAUUCAGGAGAGUGAUGAUGUCCAUGCUGAACUGGCAUCGUGUCUGCUUCAGAAUCUUACAAAAGAAGCACAAGAAACUCUCCCAGCGUCUUUUGGAAUUGCAGAGAGGGUACUAGGCCUAUGCAAGGACAAGCUCAAACCAGUGCUUCUUGAGUUACUUAAGGGCACUCCCUUAGAUGAUUACAGCAAUGUUGUUACGUUGUUGUUCCAAGAUGCUGGAGAAAACAAUGUUGAUGCAUCAGGAAAGGACAUGGCAGCUGAAGGUAAACUUUCUGAGAAGUCUGUUUCUGAUGAGUCCCCGCAGGAAACUUCAAAGUUAGAGCAAGAUGUCAAUUGUGUAGGACAAGAUGGUACUAGUCCAAUCAGUACUCCCGCAACCACCAUUAGCAAUGUUGGCGCUCCAGUUGACAAUGUCAAGUCUCCAGGUGGACCAGCUUCCUCCAAACAGAACCAAGAAGUGCCAUCUGGCGACGAGCAAAUCAAAAUUUCUGAUCAAUUGAUAUCUGGUGACAAAGAAGUGCCAGAACCAGUGACCGCUGAAAAUGAAAAGCUAUCUGAUAUCAGUUCAAAGAAAAGCCACAAGCUUGGUUCUUCCACUGGACCUGAGAUGACUGAACAAUCCAAGGUUGUUAAAGACAAUGAGAGUCUGGUAGCUUCAGAGGAGUUAUCUCCGGAGACAAAUGAUGGUGAUAAAAAGCAGCUCACGGAGACUAGCAAUAGAGCUGCUGCUGAUUCAUCAAAACCAGUCGAUACUAAGCCUGCCGUGGUUAAACCAAAGCGAGGCCGGCCUCCUGCAGCAAAGUCUCAGGAGAAGAAGUCUUUUGGAAAGAAACAAGGAUCAAACAUAGAAUCUGCAAAAGUUGAUGCUGUCAGUGAUUCUGGAGGGAGAGCUACAAGGCGGCUGAAUAAAGAUGAUGCCAAGUCUUUAUCAACUAAGGCUGCUGAAGGAGAAUCUGGGAAGAAGCAACAUAAAGCCAGUAUGAAGUUGCAGAAAGAAGAUGCUGCCUCUGAUAAAGACACUGAUGAGGAUAUCAGUUUGAAGGAAAUGGUGUCCCCAACAAAGAUGGAUAAAUCAAAAGGCCAGCAAGAGGAUAGCGGGGGAUCGAAAAGGAAACAUCUGCAGGAAGCUGAAGAGGCCACUCCAUCGAAGAAAAACAAAAUGCUUGAUGAAAACCUUGUUGGCUCAAGAAUUAAAGUUUGGUGGCCAGAUGACAAAAUGUUCUAUGAGGGUGUUGUUGAAUCAUUUGAUGCCUCUUCAAAAAAGCACAAGGUUGCGUAUGAUGAUGGUGAUGUUGAGGUACUAAUGCUCAGGAAGGAAAAAUGGGAAUGCAUUGUUGAGGAGCAAGAUGAUCCUGAUGCAGCAUCAAAUAUGCCACGUGGCAGAAGAGCCAAAGGGAGCUCAGGGCAGCAAAUGAAGGAAGUAAAGACAGGAACACCUCAAAGUGGCAGUGAUAGUAAGAAUCCUCCCAAGAAGAGAGGGCGUCCAAAAGGUGUGCGCUCCAGCAAUAAUACGCCAAAUUCUGAUAGCCCAGUGACUCCAUCCAAACUGAAGGGGCAAGGUGCAGAGAAGGAUAAUCAAGAGGCACCUAAGACUGGCAGUAACUCUAAGAAGGAAGGUGCAAGGCCCUCUCGGUCCACUGGAAAGGCUAAGGAUGAUGUUGUCAAGGCAAGCAACAAAGAUGAGACUGGUAGUACUGACAACUCAAAGGACGAGGCUGGCAGUGAAGACAAGGAUUCAAAAGAUGAAGUGAAAUCCAGUGAUGUUGAUGGAUCCAAGACCAAUGGUCUGUCAACCAAAAGAAAGCCAAAGGAGAAAGAAGAUGAGUCAUCAGAGGAGGAAGAGAAGGGGUCUGCUAAAACUUUUAUUAGGAAGAAGCGCAGAAGAAAGAGCCGCAACUAGUUGCUCUGAACCUUGCGGUCAGGGGCGUUCCACCCUCAGUCUCAAGAUGUUGGCAUGAGGCAUGCCAUGUAUGCCUUCUACUCCUUAGACCGGGUACCUGCUUAGUGCAAUGGUGAUUGACCAUCAUGAGGUAGCUCGUAGUUAAGUCUUAAACUCUCAAUAGGAGCUGUAAUGUUUGGCGUUACAUUUCUAUUCUCCUUUCCAUUGGCUGUGAAGCCUCUGGCGAAAAUGGAUUUCAUGCUUGCUUUGGUUCAAGCGUUCUUGUUAGGUCGUAAUGCAGUUUGAGUUAUGUUCUAGCAAACAAAAAUGUGUUCCCGUUAUGAAGUGAAUGUUGCAAAAGAAAGUUGGUUCAAGUUUAUAGCAUCU
Molecule: messenger RNA, 3117 nt
Organism: Setaria italica (foxtail millet)
Lineage: Eukaryota; Viridiplantae; Streptophyta; Magnoliopsida; Poales; Poaceae
Product: clumping factor A
Exons: 14
Coding region: 271-2751 (826 amino acids)
Biological process (GO): DNA repair; mitotic sister chromatid cohesion
Cellular component (GO): chromatin; nucleus
Source: RefSeq, a predicted model, not a curated record